AUACGUUGAACUGUAAGCAAAGACUGAAUAUGUUCGCAGUACUAAUCAGUGUUGUUGUUAAUCAUUAUUAACGGUACAGGGUAAUGGAUUCUUCUUAAAAAUCAUCAUGAUGUUUUACAACAUACGCACCGCAAAACAGAAAUUAUCAUUUAUGGAUCGAGGGUAAACGCCAUGGCGAAUCAAACGGCUGAUUACCAUGAGGACAUUUAUCAAUGGAAUCAUACGGUAUCGGCGGACGAAGAAGAUACGAAGCCAGGAUAUUACCUACCCGAUUGGACCGAUCUUAUUCUAGCGGGAUUAUUCACGAUGCUGAUUAUAGUUACUAUAGUCGGCAAUACCCUAGUGAUCGCGGCUGUAAUUACCACGAGGAGAUUACGGUCCGUGACUAAUUGUUUUGUGUCCAGCUUGGCUGCUGCGGAUUUACUAGUCGGUCUAGCGGUGAUGCCGCCGGGUGUGCUGUUACAGCUUACAGGAGGAACUUGGGAAUUAGGCGAAAUACUGUGCGACUUUUGGGUCUCCCUCGACAUUCUACUCUGCACAGCCAGUAUUCUCUCGUUAUGCGCCAUAUCUAUAGACAGGUAUCUGGCUGUGACUCAACCGCUGAUAUAUAGUCGUCGACGUAGAAGCAAACGACUGGCCGGGUUGAUGAUCGUCGCGGUAUGGAUUAUGGCCGGCGCAAUAACGAGCCCGCCUUUACUGGGUUGUUUCCCACGUGCGACGAACCGCGACGCCAAAAAGUGCUCCUACAAUAUGGAUUCCUCUUAUGUGAUAUUCUCGGCGAUGGGCAGCUUCUUCCUGCCUAUGCUGGUGAUGCUGUACGUGUACGGCCGAAUUUCGUGCGUCAUAGCGAGCAGGCACAGAAAUCUGGAGAAGACCAACGAAGGGGAGAACAUCCGAUCGCGUCGUAAAAUCACAAUUGAUCGUGGCAGAAGCAUCAAGACACAACGUACGGAUUAUGCCGAGAGCGGUAUGACGUGCGGCAGGUCAUCCGAGGAUACCGAAUUAACAAAUAUGUGCAAAAAGUUGGGUACAAUUCGAGGUAAUCAGCAAAGCUGCAUCAACAGGGUCGCCAGGGAGACGAAAACUGCGGGCACCCUGGCGGUGGUUGUUGGUGGUUUCGUCGCAUGCUGGCUGCCGUUUUUCAUUCUGUAUCUGGUAACACCCUUCGUGCCCGUGCAGCCGCCGGAUGUUCUCAUGCCAGCCUUGACAUGGCUAGGAUGGAUUAAUUCGGCCAUCAACCCGUUUAUUUACGCUUUCUAUUCGGCGGACUUCAGACUUGCUUUCUGGCGACUAACAUGUAGGAAAUGUUCAAAGAGUAGACUGAACUUGGAUGGCACAAAUCGGAAAUUACCCGCCUCGGUUAACUGGAAGAAAGAUACGUCGAGGACGUGAAGUUCUCCGCCAGAGUUUCAAACUUAUUCAAUAAUGUGGCAUCCGGUAUUAGAAUGACUGUGGUUGACUCAAGUUUAUUCGCAAUUGAUAUCUGUUAAUGAAGCGUGACGUGUGUGAGAACUAUAUAUGUACGUUAUUAGUAUGGGUUUGUAAUCAAUCAAUAUCUCUUACGCAGGUUUAUAAAAUUUAAAUAUUUCACUAUGAUGCAUAUACGCACAAUAUACUUUCGAGUAUGUGUAGCUAUUUUUAGCUAGAUAUUGGCUUAAAUAGUCAUUUAUUACAACGUCCAAUAUAAUUGAACACUAUAGUUUCGUUAAAUGCUUAUAGAUUUCGGAAUUAUGCUCAAUUAAAUUUUAAAUUAAACUUUAAAAAGCUUUUUACAAGUUCUUGUAAUUUUUAAAAAUAAAUUUGAUCGAAAGA
This is a messenger RNA of Wasmannia auropunctata (little fire ant), 1812 nucleotides long. Its product is annotated as probable G-protein coupled receptor No9. Gene Ontology annotation, cellular component: membrane. NCBI's taxonomy places the organism in Eukaryota, Metazoa, Arthropoda, Insecta, Hymenoptera, Formicidae. Gene Ontology annotation, biological process: adenylate cyclase-activating adrenergic receptor signaling pathway. The transcript has 7 exons. Gene Ontology annotation, molecular function: G protein-coupled receptor activity. The record is from RefSeq and is a predicted model, not a curated record. Bases 172 to 1392 code for a protein of 406 amino acids.